AUGGCGUCCAUCGCCACAAGCGACAAUGUGGAAGCAAUCGAGCGCAACACCACCACCGAAAUCGAUGCCGCAACAGACAGCCCGUCGUCCAAGUGCUACCUUCUCGCUCUCCCAGCCGAGCUCCAGAACAAAAUCUUCGACAUGGUCGUUCCACACCGCGCCAUUAUUCGUCCCGAGGUGAUCGAUGGCGUCUACACCACUCGUAUGCGUGAGCCAGCUCUGCUCUCAGUGUGCCGUACAAUCCGUCAGCAGUUGCGCGACUCCUACUAUCGCGACAACUACUUUCGUAUCGGAUACCGGGAUCUUCCAAAGAGGCGCGGGGGCAAAGCACACAUGUGGCCUCGCUUCACGCUCGAGAAAGUCCUUUCCGUGAUGGAUCAGCUCGAUGGCCGCUUCCACUUGAUUCGCAACAUGGAGGUAUUGCUGUCCGACCAGCCCGGGACGGACGACGGCUACGACCAUAUCACAUUCAUCCUCACGUUCCGCGUCGUCCAUGGAACGUUCUCGGCUUCGGCACAUGAGAGGGGAGAGUCGGUAUCAAGGCUCUUCGAGCAGGUCAAGGCAUUAAUUGGAGGUGAUGUUGAGUUCGAAGGAAAGGAGCGAGUGGAGUGGGAUCACCAUUUGACCGGGUGA
Saxophila tyrrhenica is the source of this 633-nucleotide messenger RNA. RefSeq lists its product as uncharacterized. The coding region runs from base 1 to 633 and encodes 210 amino acids. The transcript has 2 exons. The record is from RefSeq and is a predicted model, not a curated record. NCBI's taxonomy places the organism in Eukaryota, Fungi, Ascomycota, Dothideomycetes, Mycosphaerellales, Extremaceae.